Messenger RNA from Gambusia affinis (western mosquitofish), 1966 nucleotides. RefSeq names its product GTPase IMAP family member 7-like. The transcript is spliced from 2 exons. NCBI's taxonomy places the organism in Eukaryota, Metazoa, Chordata, Actinopteri, Cyprinodontiformes, Poeciliidae. Bases 105 to 1142 code for a protein of 345 amino acids. Gene Ontology annotation, molecular function: GTP binding. The record is from RefSeq and is a predicted model, not a curated record.
AGUGAUGUUUUUCUACAUCAUUGGCUGACAACACUUUCCUUACGUAGAAAAGCAGGCAGCUGAUAAGUCUUCAGGUGGCUUGCUGUGAUCUAUUUUCUGUCAACAUGGAAGUGCCGGACUCAAAGAGAAUUUUCCUUUUGGGGAAAACUGGAUGCGGCAAAAGCAGUUUGGGAAACACCGUAUUUGGAGAGGAAGUCUUCAAGAUCAGCCAUUCGUCUGUUUCCGAACAAAGUCUGUCUCAAGUAGAAACCCGACCUGUUAAUGGCAGGAACCUCACUCUGAUUGACAGUCACAGUCUUUUUGAUACCUGUGACUCUGAAGUCAUGCUUAAAAGAGAGAUCCUGAGGUGCAUCACUGAGUGCGCUCCUGGACCUCACGCUUUCCUCAUCGUUCUUAAAGUCGAGAAAUUUACAAAGCAGGAAAAAGACGUCAUCAGAGAAAUAUGCAAACACUUCUCUGAAGAGGCUCUGAAAUUUGCUGCCGUUGUCUUCACCCAUGGAGACCAGCUCCCAGAGGGAAGGAGGAUCGAGGACUUUGUCCAACACAAUGAAGAACUGAGCGACCUGGUGAAAAACUGUGGAGGCAGGUGCCAUGUUGUAGACAAUAAAUACUGGAACCGUAAUACAGAAGAUCAGUAUAGGAACAAUAAGCUCCAAGUGGCAGAGAUACUGAGUACAAUUGAUAAGAUUAGUGAAGCAAAUGAUGGCAAGUUCUACACUAAUGAGAUGCUGCAAGCAGUGAAAAACCAAAUGGAGGUAGAGGAGGCAAAUAUGAAGCAAUCAUCGACUAACCAGUCAUCAGAGGAAACUAGAAACAAAGCUAAAAGUAGUGUGCUUGAUGAGCUAAUGUGUCAGCUAGUGGCUACUGCUACAGGUGCAGUGUUAGGAGCAUUCCUUGGUGUCACUAAGCUACUAACGGUUGGUAGAUUUGAAACUUUCAAUAUUUCGACUCAGACUUCACGUUUCCAAAGUGUUAAAGUGUUAUCUGGAGCUGCGUUAAGUGGAGGGGUGAAGGGAAGCAUUGUGGGAUACAAUGCAGCAGUAGGAGCAAAAACUGUAGGGGACGCAAUUCAGGGAGCUACGAACGCUGUUUGGGAAAACUCAAGUGCGAAGAGCAUAAAAGAGAAAAAUGAUUCAGAGUAAAAGGAAAACAGGAACAUAUUUAUUUUAUCUGCUUAAAGGGGUUGAAUUUUAACAGCUGUGUAAAAUAUCCAGACUUUAUCUUACACAAUAAUAACAUUUCUUGCUAAACUAAACUAUGUCUAUUAUAUAAAACAUAACCUGCCACAACAUGGGGAGUCAUAUAUUAAUAAUAUUUACAUUUGGAUAGUUUCUGCUUCUCUACAAACAGGUUUACAGGCAAACUGUAGUAAUAUGAACACAGUCAGCCUCUAGGGGGAGCUAAGAGACAGAGAAAGAACAAGGUGGCUGAUUUGUUUUGUUGAAAUAUAAGACAAAAUAAUAAUUUGAAAAUAAUUAACCUGUGUUGUGAGUUGGGUGAUGUAUACAUACUAUUAUUAAACAUUUUACAGUUAUGCUAUUUGAAAUGAUUGUUGAAACAUGACAAUGUGGGUUUUUUUCAUGUGAAGAAUUUUGGUAUUUUACAGUAAUUAGCUGAUGUUGUUAUUAAUUUGAUCCAAAUUUGCAGUUUAUUGUAACAGUUUUACAGUUCUUUUUAUUAGGUUUUUAAUCAGGUUUUCUCCCAAGGUUUUGUGUUCGAAAAUAAAAUGUAAACCUUAAACCAACAAUUUUUUUCUUUAAUCUGUGGCUCCUUGAAUGUUUUACUUAAUGUACAGCAUUAUACUGUAGAAGCUGAAAAGAACAAUAUAAUUUAAGAACUGAUUUCACUUAGUUAAAGAAUGUGUGACUUAUUAAGAAAAACAUGCAGUUGGGCAAUUUCGUUACUUGUUUUAUAUGUUGUCUGUUGUACCAAAUAACUUUAUUAAAGAAGAAAUAAAUAUCCCCGA